UGUUUCUUGUGAGCAUCAUCUAGGAAGUGGGGGAACAAUAUCAGACUUCACUCCUCAUCUAGCUCAGUCCAUUUCCAUUCAGCUAGACGAGACAAGCAACGGAUAGCUUGUGACGCUUUUUAUGAAUGGAAGAGUUGAUCGCAUCUUCUGUUUAUUCACUUUAUCAGCUCAGUGAUCGAUUUGAUUGACGCCCCGCCGACCAAAACACUGAAUUGCCAGUUGAUAGCAUAAUAAAUCACAAGAAAUAUGAUGAGUUUCCAAGUGGCAUCAAUCAUCCUCCAUUUAGCGUUGAUUGCGAAUCAUGCAGUUGCAAAAGACAGAAUUGGAAUGUACUGGAAAUGUGAUUGCAAUUUCAAUUACAACUCUCAAGAUGUGCCACUGAAAACAGAUUGCCACAGUUUUGGCGUUGAAUCGAAACAUUUACCUCACAAUAAAAACGCUACAAUCUUAUGGUCAUUAUCUAAUGGAGCAGUAACGGAUAUUGUGAAGAAAUGCUUCCUGUCUCACAACACUACACUAACCGAUAUAUCGUUUGCCAGACUGAAAUUUGUCGACGAAUUUGAUAAGCAAGCUUUUACCAAUCUCAGACUUCUCGAAUCUAUAUCAAUAACUCAGUCUCCUGCUCUAAGGUAUCUCCCGAACGGAGUAUUUUAUCCAGUGAGCAAGAAUCUCAGAGUUUUAAGAAUGACACACACUGGACUUGAAGCAGUUCCCACUUUGCCGGCAUUGAGUAAAAAAAUUAUGCAUUUGAUAGACUUUGAGAGUAACAAAAUCAGAUCAAUUCCUUCAAACUCAAUCAAUAUCCAAACGGAGCAAUUAGUCCUCGCAUAUAACUCAAUCACGAAGGUUGAAGGCUGGGCUUUUAAUGGGUCAUCAAUUGGAAAGUUGAGUCUAAGAGGGAAUAAUCGAUUGGUUGAAUUAUCAAGUGAUGCAUUCAGAGGACUUAAAGGUCUACUAGAUCUUGAUUUGUCACAGACAUCGAUAACAUUCCUUCCUGUGGUUGGAUUGGAAAUGCUUGAGAUGCUGAAACUUCAAGGGACAACCACGUUGAAAAUAAUUCCCUCAAUUCACGAUUUCAAGAGUUUACAAGUCGCUGAACUCACUUAUUCAUUCCACUGCUGUGCUUUCAAAUACCCUGCACGACACAAUCCAGCGCGUCAUGAGCUCCAUGUGGAAUACCUGCAAAUAGCAAAAGAGCGCUGUGGUGGCAAUGCACCAAAAAGGAUUGCUAAUAGCUUUUCACGGAUAAAAAGAGAAGCCGAUGGCAGUUUCGGAGAAAUUCAGAAUGAUGGAGAUGAGUAUGGUAAAUUUUCUCACUCAGUGGAGGACGAUUCCCAGCAAUAUCCACAAUCUGGCAGCGUUUCUCAAGAGAACGGCGAUAGAAAUCACAGUAAGCUAGGAGGAUGGACUGAUGCAUUUGAGCCUCCAAGCACUAAGAAGUCAGAGUCGUGGAAGGAUGGUGGAGUGUUCCAUCAGACGCAUGCCUCACCAACCAGCUUUGAAGCAUUUUGCGGCAAUCUCACAAUAAGGACGAAUCCAGUGGACUGUUGGCCAAAACCAGAUGCGCUAAACCCGUGCGAGGACAUAAUGGGCUACGAUUGGUUGCGGAUCAGUGUUUGGUUUGUGAUCAGCACGGCGCUGUUCGGCAACACGGCUGUGCUGAUUGUGCUGAUCGCAAAUCGGUCCGACACGACCGUCCCCAGGUUCCUCAUGAUGAAUCUCGCCUUCUCUGAUCUGCUCAUGGCGGUCUACCUUCUGCUGCUGGCCUUCACCGACAUUCAGUCCACCGGAAUGUACUUCAACUAUGCAUUUGACUGGCAACGAGGAUAUGGGUGUAGAAUAGCUGGAACACUGACUGUAUUCUCGAGCCAGUUAUCCAUUUAUACACUCACUCUGAUCACAAUUGAGAGAUGGUUUGCAAUCCGGCAUGCACUUUAUGCAAACGUUAUCGAUCUGAAAGUUGCCAUUCAAGCAAUGAUAGUCGGAUGGGUAUAUUCGAUUGGUAUCGCUGUCUUGCCUCUCUUCGGAAUAAGCAGUUAUUCAACAACAAGCAUUUGUUUGCCGAUGGAUGUACACAACGCGGCGUCAACGAUCUACGUGUUGACUUUGCUGAUGGUGACUGGAGUGGCAUUCGUCAUAAUCUGCAUCUGCUACAUCCAAGUGUACCUUUCGUUGGGCAAAAACACGAGGCACUGUCCAGAAUCGUCAGUCGCCAGGAAGAUGAUGUUGCUUGUUGGCACUAACUUCGCAUGCUGCGCACCCAUAGCUUUCUUCUCAUUGACGGCAGUAGCUGGAUAUCCUCUCAUUGACGUCACCCGCUCCAAAAUCCUCCUCGUCUUCUUCUAUCCGAUCAAUUCGUGUGCCAAUCCCUAUCUGUAUGCGAUCAUGACAGCUCAAUACAGGAAGCAGCUCAUUCAACUCAUGGCAAAGUGCGGUUUUUGCACUGAAUGCGCGCAACAAUACAAAAUGGUCUACCAGCCCGAAUUGGAACAGAAGCCUCGUCCUUCUAGAGCAACACUGUUGUCGACUGCCCAUUCAACAGAGGACACUGUAUUCAACAACAAUGAUUCUACUAGAGACACGUGCAACGACAUCUCGGAGAGAGAGCAUCAGACUGAAGAUAAUGUCUAAACGUUUAGACAAAAUAGAUUAAGAUAUGAGAAUGUGUGUGUUUAUUAUAGAUUAAUUCUUAAUAAAUGAUCUUAUGUUUUUA
Molecule: messenger RNA, 2713 nt
Organism: Nilaparvata lugens (brown planthopper)
Lineage: Eukaryota; Metazoa; Arthropoda; Insecta; Hemiptera; Delphacidae
Product: follicle-stimulating hormone receptor
Exons: 18
Coding region: 247-2631 (794 amino acids)
Biological process (GO): G protein-coupled receptor signaling pathway
Cellular component (GO): membrane
Molecular function (GO): protein binding; G protein-coupled receptor activity; protein-hormone receptor activity
Source: RefSeq, a predicted model, not a curated record